GAACAGGGACAAACCCAUUCCCCCCCCCCGGUGGUGCCAGGGCCAGCCGAGCAAGGAUGCCAGCCCAGGGGUCUCGCUCCCCACUCGGGGCCUGGUCCCGCUCCUCCCUCCGGAUCUUCUACCAGACUCCCCAGCAGGCAAAAACACCCCAGAGAGGACCAGCUUUCUGGAGCAACUCGGCGGCAGCCAAGUUGCCCCAGAAGCAGAAGGUCUUCCUGGCCAGGAAGAAGAAGUACAAUCUAGGCCUCUCGCCCCCCAAAUUCUUUGGCAUAACCAGUUGGGCACAAUUACUUGCCGUUUUCUUAGCGGUGGUAGCUCUGGCCCUGUUCUCCCUGCUGAUGGGUUUCCUUAACAUCUAUAUCCAGAAGGCCGACACAUUAAAUGCCCAAACUCUCCUGAUGAGGACCAGGGAGAAAAGGCUGAACGAUGCUAUCAAACUGUUGGCGGGAGACCAAGGUCAACACUGCAAACCCUGCGGGGACUACACCUGGCUGCAACGGGCGGAAGGCUGCUACCGAUGGACGGAUGGCUUGAUGCCCUGGAGAACCUGCGAGGACGAAUGCCAGAGGCAGGGAGGCCGGCUGGUCAAGGCCGACACGGAAGGGGAAAUGGAAUUCCUGCUCCGAGAGUCCCACAAAUGGGUCAUCCUGGUUAACCACAGCUACGUCCUGCAGAGGACCUGGAUCGGUUUGUUCUUCAACCUGUCUCGGGGGACCUGGCACUGGGCAGACGGAGGCUUCCUGCACCUCCGGAUUCGGAGAAUGCUGGCCUUAGCCUGACUCCUGAAGGGACACCAAGUCCUGCUUUAAAGAGCAGCCGAUGUUAGAGUACAGAGAACACACCCGUCCCGGUGGUCCUGGACAUACGACAGUUUGUUUAGUGGCCGUUCAAAGUUACAACGGUUAUAUUGUAUUAAAUUUGUAAAACUUUUAAUAAAAGAAAAAAUAUAAAAAAG
Crotalus tigris (Tiger rattlesnake) is the source of this 955-nucleotide messenger RNA. RefSeq names its product C-type lectin domain family 9 member A-like. The record is from RefSeq and is a predicted model, not a curated record. The transcript is spliced from 7 exons. Lineage: Eukaryota; Metazoa; Chordata; Lepidosauria; Squamata; Viperidae. The coding region runs from base 57 to 779 and encodes 240 amino acids.